AUGGAUUAUGGUGAGGAAAUCGGCGCCGGCACCUAUGGCGUUGUUUAUUUGUGGCGCGAUGGCAAUGAUGCUGUGAUAGUAAAACGACCGCAAACACGUGGUCGCUAUCACGAAUUCCGAGAAGAAUUACUGAUUUUGAAGAAAUUUGCGCACCCAAAUAUUGUCAAGUAUCGGGACCGUCCGGUUAAUUACAAAGUCGCUUCCGAGGAUUUGUUAAUAUUUAUGGAGUAUUGUGAGCAUCAUUCUUUGGGAAAUGUAAUCAAAUCGCCUCAAUACGUCUACCACCUCAACAAUAUCAUACAAUGGUUGAAUCAUAUUUUCUGCGGUCUGGAGUAUUUAUACAUGCAGAAGACGGUGCACGGAGAUUUGAAGCCGGAGAACAUUUUCGUGGACAAAGACUUCGUGUUGAAACUCGGUGACUUCGGGAGCCUCAAACAGCUCGGCGAUUCCACUGAAUUGCACGAAGCUUUGCAAGUCGGCACCCUGGGAUAUAUGGCGCCGGAGUACUCUUGCAUGGUCGUAUCCGAGCUGACUUCGGAGGUAUCGUUUAAGUUCAAAUUUCAACGCUACAAGGCUGACGUCUACAGUUCCGGGAUCGUGCUUAUGGAAAUCGUCAAUCGUCGAAACCACAUUCCAAAUACCGAGGUUGUUUUCGACUUCGGCGUGCCGGACUACCUACAGGAAAUACUAACUUUAACUUCGACGUCGCACGUCAGUUUCCUGACAUCCUUUGCGCGGGACAAAUGGCCAAAUUUGGGAGGUGACGAAGCGACCGGCCGCGCCGCGAACUCCCUGAUGCCCCUCGUCAGGCUCGACUAUUUCAUCCAACUCCACUGCAUGAUCUCGGCCCUCGAAGUGAUCGCACUUUGCAAGGAGACACGGCAUCGGCUGGCUUCCCUCGAUCUCUACAAGCUGACCACGAUUGCGUUAACCAACGUGGAACAACUUGAUGGAAUUUUUACAAAACGCUUGAAGCUGCCCAUACUGCUCUAUAAACAACCACAAGAUCAAUGGUACGAGGUGGUCCCGAUGAAAAUGGUGUUCCGGACCGACCUGAGCGCUGCCCAACCAAAAUGGCCAGAUGAUCAUGAGGUCCGGAAGGCGCAGGACGCGCCAUUAGGCCAGGCUUAUCCGAGGAUGCAGCUAGAUCGCUUUUUUUGGGAAUUCCGCGAUCGCCUUGAGCUGAAGCUUACUACCGAGGAUACGCAAAAAUGCAAAGUACACAACGUUGAGGGAGUUUUGCAGAAGCAUCGCGAAGCCUGUGGCGAGGAUCUUAUGAAACGCUACCUAUUUUUCCUGGAUGAGCCGCCAAUGUUUCCAUGUUCUCACGAGGCCGAUUGUCCGAGGGCGGAGGCAGAGUUGGAUGAUAUCGCAUUCAACUGCUUGACGGCAACAACAACACGCGAACAUCGCUCUGCGGUCUCGCAGGAGUUUAUCCCACCUGAGCCGAAUUCGGACGUUCCAAGCCGCCGCAGUGGAAUUGUCAACCAUGUGAAGAAAGUGAAAAACCGUCCGUGCGACGUCCUGCCUGGAUAUCUGAUCCAGGCGCCAACGAAAAACGACACUGUGCUUUGGGGACUUCGUUUGGGCAAAGCGCCUGUACGCGCAGGCCUCGACUUGGACUUGACAGGUGUCGCUCAGCUGAAAUUUUCGGACAUUCGCCCAAUUCUGGAGACGCUCAAAGAUGAGUUGAAGGAUUGGGACGAUCGGUUGCUAAUGGAUGAAAGAAGGCUCGGAAGCGACUUUAUUCUUGGUAACGAAUGGCGAGCGAUACGGCAGCAAGAGUAUGAGCGAAGGAUGGAGGAAUUUUUAGAAAAAUUAGAAAAGCUCGCAUCCUUCUCUGCUGGUCUGUUUAUUUUGGCUCCUGUUAGCCCGUUU
This is a messenger RNA of Mesorhabditis spiculigera, 1878 nucleotides long. The record is from the annotation of a GenBank genome assembly. Lineage: Eukaryota; Metazoa; Nematoda; Chromadorea; Rhabditida; Rhabditidae.